GUUUCAAGUGCUCUUCUAAUAGAUCACAACGGGACCAAGAUCACUGAGGUCGCCGAGGCUGCACAGCGUGUUUCUGAGAGUCGCGAGGCGAAGGCUGCAGCGGCUACAUCUUCUACUUUAACCGCAAUAGAAAAGAUUGACUUCGAGCAGAACAAUAAGACUGAC
This is a messenger RNA of Amoebophrya sp. A25, 165 nucleotides long. The record is from the annotation of a GenBank genome assembly. NCBI's taxonomy places the organism in Eukaryota, Dinophyceae, Syndiniales, Amoebophryaceae.